UAUUAUUGUGCAGCACUAUAUUACGCAAAUGCUGUGAAGGUUUAAUGGGUUUAGCAGCAUGUACCUGCCAUAAAAUAAAAUAAAGGGCGAAACUCUGCUUUAGUCGAUGAAAUAACACGAAUAAACCACCUAUUAUUUCGCUUUUAUGUAAUUUGUUAAAGGGAAUAUCUCGCCCGAAAGGUGGAAUUGAACCACUCUGCCGCUAGGCAGCUACAGGUUUGAAGCCUGCACCCCGGACCACCGAGGAUCAUCCGGGCAUUAUUGGAAGGUAACUCCAAGCUAAUAUAUAGCUCUUUACAGGUGCGCAUAAUACAUUUCAUGACGCCCCGUAUGCAAGCAUGAAAACGCCAGUGUCUGUUUUGCGUUUGCCGCGGGGGCCGGAUCCCAACAGUCGCGGCUUCGACCCGAACUCUCCUCGGUUCCUGGCCCUGUGUCCCGCCACCGUGUCGGCCUCUUCUGCGGCGGACGCGCACGGUGCCGUGCUGCGAGACGAGCAGCGUGCACGCUCGCUCCUGAGGGAGCGCUUCCUGCGAAGCCUGCUGGCCAUGUGUGGCAGACCGGUGCGCUUCAGCAUGUACGAGAAGGUUCAGGUAGAGGCGAAAUUCGGUGCCUCGGAUAUCGACGUGCUCAACUUCCAAGUUUCGGAUUUACAGACUCCGAUCGGAGUACAAAAAGAGGCAUUGCUACGUUGCCCAGAUAUCAUUACGUACAGCUUUGACAUCUGAGAUUAGUGCUGGUGAACUAACCUCCUGUUGAUUAACGGAUUGUGAAUGUUAACGGUUUUUCCUGAACACACUUACAAAUAUCUUCAGUAUAUGAGGAAAAAUAAAAGAGCUAUGAUACAAAGAGCUAUCAAUUCUGAAUCGCUGAGUGACAUUUUUACCUGAAGAACACUUAAUGCAACUUUGCUGUGCUGUACGCCCUUUUUCCAAUUUCUACUUAAUGCCACCAGAGGGCGAUGUUGCGAGUGUCUCGCAGAUUAAAGUGUAUGGGCGAAGACUUAAAAGAAGAACAGAACAUUUCAAUCUCCAGUGAUUCUUCUGGAAAUAGAGGAAAUGACUACAGGUGGAUUUCAUAUAUAAUUGUCUGGAAAACCGUUUUUUUUCCUGCUACUAUAAGUAAAUUACCAUUCCAUUUUCAUUUCCAAUUCUGUCACUUAGAUCCUUCAGUAUGCUCUGAUAUCAUUGGGGGUUUGAGGUGCUAUGAGAAUAUACAUUAACAUUGUAAACAUAUUAGCAUAUGAUUUAUGGACUUGUUCAAAUAUGUAGUGUAUUUAUUUUCAGAUAAAUCCUUGGUAAUGUGAGCUCAUAGACUGGUACCUGAGGUGUUCUUGUGAUUGAUGGUAAAUGGCCUUUACUUAGAAUGUUUUUGUACAAGGUUUGCUUUGAAAUGGUAAAUAGCCCAUUGCAAUAAUGAUUAGUGUCAUUUCAUCUGACAUAUUUUCAGCUUCUACUGAUAAAUUUCUUUGCUUAUAUUAAGUUUAUUGAAACUCGGCUCUUGCAGAAUUAUGAGUUGGUAAUUUUAUACAGAAUUCUCGAAAGACAGAAAUUGGCCGUGUUGUAAAAUAGGAUCUCCUUUUGAAGCAGACCUUGUAAGUCAAUUUCCUGGGGGCUCAUGGUAUGCUUAAGUUCUUAGGCAUGAUGGUGGUGUUGAUGGAAAUCUGCUGAAGAUGGUUUGCGAGACGUUUGGGAUCUUUUUCUCGGUAUAAAGGCCCGUUUAUAGGACAAUCCAAAGAUGGACAUUGUAAAGCAUUUUGAUUGAUGGUUACCUUAUUCAAAGCUCCUGGACAAUAAAAUAAAAUAUAUUUAACUUCAGUACUAGCAUUGAUUCACUAGUGGGUAGCAAUAGAAGUGUAGUUCCCUCAGUGCAAAUGCUUAAAGGAUCCACUAUUAUCAGUUUUAAUUGAUAUCUAAGUUACAGUAAUGGAUCAGCUGGUUUUUGUGGGAACUUCUGUGGAAGGAUUCCUGUAUCUUCCCCUCAGUGUUUGUCUUCCCUUAAUUAUUUUUGAAAGUAUAUGUACGUGGCUGCAAUUCGCCACACUGGUACAGGAGAUCUGGCCUGCUCACUAUCAGCUGAAAGGAAGCACAUUCCUCGCCUUCCUGUUUGUGGACCUCUUGCUUCCCGUCAAGUGCUGGGAAAAAUGUCUGCGAUGGCCUGCAAAAAUAUAUAUGCAGGUCUAUCUCAAUGUACAUUUUUUUGUGAAGGUGUUCCUACUUGGGCUUAGUCUUAGUUGUGCUUAAAUGUUUAAUAAAGCUUUUUUUUUUCUUGUA
Messenger RNA from Brienomyrus brachyistius, 2270 nucleotides. It is a transcript of the gene gemin7, whose product is annotated as gem (nuclear organelle) associated protein 7. The transcript is spliced from 2 exons. Gene Ontology annotation, biological process: spliceosomal snRNP assembly. NCBI's taxonomy places the organism in Eukaryota, Metazoa, Chordata, Actinopteri, Osteoglossiformes, Mormyridae. The coding region runs from base 339 to 725 and encodes 128 amino acids. The record is from RefSeq and is a predicted model, not a curated record. Gene Ontology annotation, cellular component: SMN-Sm protein complex.